AUGUUAUUUUCCACUAGUCUCAGCCUACGGGUAUAUGAUCGUAAACAUAAGAAGUCCCCCGAACAAAUUCGCCGUAAAACUCGCAGAGUCGUCGUCGUCGUCGUCGUUUAUCGUUCGUAGCUGUUUUCUCGAUUGAUUUCUAAUCAUGGCACUGAACACCGGAAUCAGAUCUAUCUCAAAGAUCAUAGCUUUCUCCGAAGCAUCAGUCUCCAGAUCUGUGAUCAGAAGCUUCCACUCGACUGGAGCUAAGAAGAUGAGCGGAGGACAUGGCCAUGAUGAGCCAUACUACCUCCACGCCAAGCACAUGUACAAUUUGGACCGCAUGAAGUACCAAGGUCUCAAGAUGUCUCUCGGUGUCUUCACCGCUUUCAGCAUCGGUGUUGGUGUUCCCAUCUUUGCCGUUGUCUUCCAGCAAAGAAAGACCGCUUCUGGUUGAGUCUCGCUCUCUCAUGGGUCAUGGCUCUGCUCUUGUUCCUCACCUUGAAUAAUUUGUAUGAUUUCUCAAAACUUUUGCUUGUGCAAGAGAAAGUUUCUUGCUUCAUUUUGGAUCUUAUAUACAAGUAUAUUUGUUUCUGUUUCUUCAUCAUUUGUUGGCUGUUUGACGCUGGAAUAAUGAAAAUCUGAUAUUGAUAUUUUUUUUAAUUA
Messenger RNA from Brassica rapa (field mustard), 645 nucleotides. RefSeq lists its product as uncharacterized. The record is from RefSeq and is a predicted model, not a curated record. Lineage: Eukaryota; Viridiplantae; Streptophyta; Magnoliopsida; Brassicales; Brassicaceae.